Molecule: messenger RNA, 803 nt
Organism: Brassica oleracea var. oleracea
Lineage: Eukaryota; Viridiplantae; Streptophyta; Magnoliopsida; Brassicales; Brassicaceae
Product: stem-specific protein TSJT1-like
Exons: 5
Coding region: 315-788 (157 amino acids)
Source: RefSeq, a predicted model, not a curated record
UGUCUAUCUUUGGUCUUUAUAAACAACGGUGAACCGGUUUGCGAAUCAGCCAUCCAGGUUCAGUACAUCGACGAGGUCUGGUCUGACAAGAACCCUAUCCUCCCUUCUGAUCCUUACCGGAGGGCUUUGACGGGGUUUGUGCAUAAACUAUAGAACGUGAUUUGUUCCUUUGACGGUGGCAGUGGGAUAGAGAAAGUUCCAUCACCAGAGCCAUCAACGGUAUCAGUGGGAUAGAGAAAGUUCCUUUGACGGUGGCUCUAGUUUCUUCCUUUUUAAUCGGGAAGUUUGGUGGUGGUGGUGAUACUCUAAUUGCAAUGACAAAGAAGAAAACACCACAGAUUCUCAAGACAGAUACGACACUAAAACUUGCUGAGAAGUGGGUUGCCAACAUGUCGAUGCCUGCAGAGGAUGAUCCUAUUGAGGCUCAACAAGAAGCUCGACCACCCAGGUCAUUUGGGGCCAAGGAUGAGAUAUUCUGCUUGUUUCAAGGCUCACUUGACAACCUAGGAAGCUUGAAGCAGCAAUAUGGGCUUGCCAAGAAUGCAAACGAGGUUCUCUUGGUCAUCGAGGCUUACAAGACUCUCCGUGACAGAGCUCCUUACCCGGCUAACCACGUUGUGUCACACCUAAGUGGCGAUUUCGCUUUUGUGGUGUUUGAUAAAUCAACCUCCGCUCUGUUUGUAGCCUUUGUCUGGCGCCAGCCUUUGUCUAUAUCUUUUUACGGGCCCUGGACACGUUUCCCCUUCCACGCGAGUCGAACAGCCGACCUCCCCUUCCCAAGGAGGUAGUACCAUUGGACUACA